Daphnia magna is the source of this 997-nucleotide messenger RNA. RefSeq names its product pyridoxal phosphate homeostasis protein. Gene Ontology annotation, molecular function: pyridoxal phosphate binding. The record is from RefSeq and is a predicted model, not a curated record. Lineage: Eukaryota; Metazoa; Arthropoda; Branchiopoda; Diplostraca; Daphniidae. Gene Ontology annotation, cellular component: intracellular anatomical structure. Bases 71 to 904 code for a protein of 277 amino acids. The transcript is spliced from 6 exons.
GAUUCAGACGACACAAGUUGACAAGUUGUUCAAAAGUAGAACGUUACAUAAACACUAGUGUCUCUCAUCUAUGGGAAUUUUCAGCUGCCACUGCCAGUCCCUCAGCUCAAAUAUUUUAAAACAAGUUUCCCUGAACAUAUAUAAUAACAGAAAAAUGACGACUUCAUUACACAUUAAAGAAAAUCUGGAAUUUGUGAGAGCAAAAAUGAUUGCAGCAUCUCUGAAAAGAGCGGAAGAGGCGGUAGCAUAUAAGACGCCAAGAUUAGUAGCUGUUUCGAAAACAAAACCUGCAAUUGAUGUAAUUGAGGCCUACCAUGCAGGACAAAGGCAUUUUGGAGAAAAUUACAUCCAGGAAUUGGCUGAAAAAUCUGCUGAUUCAAAAAUUUUGGAGAAAUGCCCAGAAAUAUGUUGGCAUUUUAUUGGCCAUUUGCAAAGAAACAAAGUGAACAAAAUCCUUUCUGUACAAAACUUGUACAUGAUAGAAACUGUUGAUUCACUUAAACUAGCUAGUGCUUUGAAUACAUCUUGGAUUAAACUGGAGAAAACUGAAAAACUUAAGAUCAUGGUGCAGGUAAACACCAGUGGUGAAGAGAAUAAAAAUGGAGUUCCACCCAGUGAAGCUACCAAUUUAACAAAGCAAAUCAUGAAUGAUUGCCCAGGUUUGGAAGUUUGUGGAUUAAUGACAAUUGGGGCAUAUGAUUAUGAUGUCACUUUAGGACCUAACCCAGAUUUUCUAAAACUGGUCGAAUGUCACAAGGAAAUCUGCCACAUUUUAGACAUACAACCAGGAUCUUUAGAAUUAUCUAUGGGGAUGUCAUCUGACUACGAACAUGCAAUUGAGCUUGGGAGCACAAACGUAAGAAUCGGAAGCACUAUUUUUGGACCACGAGCAACGAAGCAUUAAAUAUUAGGAGUAAACAAAGAAGCAGUGCAACGCGUUUCCGAAUGAUGAAUGGAUAUUGAAAUGCAAAACCCAGCAAUAAAUGGAUGCCGUUUA